GCAUGCAGCCCUGGGGCAGCCAUGCCUCUUAAAGCACUUUGCAGUAACUUACCUGUGCAGGUGCCACCUGGCUGGAGAUGUGUCAGCCAGCUAAGGAUUUCCAGGAGUGUUGGUUUGCUGGGCAGAAUGGGAGUGAACCUGACGGGCCACAUGAUCCUGUGCGCUCUGUCUCAGCAGUUCAUGUAGAGCGCAGCCAGCCUCCCUCCCCUUCCCCCACCAGUCUACCUGACUGCAGGCUCUGAGUGCCCACUCAGCAGUCUGGGAGCUAGCCUUAGCCUUCCACUGCUGGAGCCUUUGGCCUCAGCUUCAGAUACCUCUUUUGCACAAGAAGGGAGGUGGCUCUGCUCUUAGGAGGUGGCCAAGCUCUGGGAAGUGAAACUCAGAGAGUUUUCCCCUCCCCAAGGGUUUUGGUGAAUUGGGGUGCUGAUAAAAGGGGGCAGUGACUGAGGUUGCACCCAGGGGGUUGAACCAGCUUCACCCUAGUUUCAGCCCACAGACCCUGCCAAUAUGUCCUGGUUCCCCAGCACUCCCUGUGCUUCCAGUCCCGAUCUCACAUACACACAGCUCUGCAACUGUGCCUCAUCCCAACGUGCAGCCCUCUGCACCCUUGUUGCUUCCCUCCCAGCCUCCUCCUGAGAAGAAUUGGUCAUCUGGCCUGCAAGAUAUUUUGGUAACUGGGUAGAACUGUAGCUGGGCUGAGACUUGCCCAAUUCAUUUCACCCAUGACUCUAAGUUGGAUCAGAGCCCCCAGACGAGGAACUGUGGCUUUUGCCUUGGAUGUCGCUUGGCUCCACCAGGCGUCAGCUGCCUUUUCACACAGCACCACUCCUGUAAUCCCUGAAACACUCUGCAUAAUUGUGACUCCAGAGUGGAUGCUCCUGCUGUCCAGUGGAGAAGGGCCAAAAAUAUUCAGUUACUUGGGGAAUUGUGGAUCACUGAUGCUGCUGCCCUGGGGGAGACCUCAGCCAUUCUCCUGAUGAGUCAGAACGUAAUAUACUUCUGUUAUGUUGGGACCUGAAGACUAUACUUGGAAUUGGACCUUCCUGUCCAAAGGGAGGGGCAGUGACAUGAUUAGAGUCAUGCAGCAGGAGCAAGAAGGAAGAUAGAGUUGCUGGGCUCCCUGGCAGCCUGCACCCAGUCUGCAAGCAGUGGGAGCCAGGCCAGCAAGAUGAUGAUGCUGGAGCCCUCUGGGAAGGAGGAACUGUUCUGUGCCUAGGCCUGCUCUGUGGCUGGGACGGCAUUUCAGGUCUGCCUGGCUUCUGUGAGAGCCAACAUGAACGUGGGCACAGCUCACAGCGAGGUGAACCCCAACACUCGGGUUAUGAACAGUCGGGGCAUCUGGCUCUCCUAUGUCCUGGGCAUUGGCCUGUUGCAUGUGGUCCUUCUGAGCAUCCCCUUCUUCAGCGUCCCUGUAGUCUGGACUCUUACCAACAUCAUCCACAACAUGAGCAUGUACAUCUUCCUGCACACGGUGAAAGGAACCCCCUUCGAGACACCGGAUCAGGGGAAGGCCCGGCUGCUCACUCACUGGGAGCAGAUGGACUAUGGCGUGCAGUUCACAGCAUCACGCAAAUUCCUCACCAUCAUGCCCAUUGUGCUGUACUUCCUAACCAGCUUCUACACAAAAUAUGACCGGAUACACUUCAUAAUCAACACCAUCUCCCUCAUGAGCGUCCUGAUCCCCAAACUGCCGCAGCUUCAUGGUGUCCGCAUCUUCGGGAUCAACAAAUACUAAGCUUCUUGGAUGAAGUGAGCUGGCAGGGAGGGGGGCAGAAAUCCUUUCUCUUUAGUCCCGUUUUUCCUCCGUGCCAUACUGGGAUACAAUUUCACGACGGCUGUUUAAAUGCAGUAUCCAGUAGACUUGUAUACCGCAUGCAGGAUCCUCAUGCCCAGUCAGUCUAAGCAGGCUCCAGAGUAGCAGAAUCCUGAGUAGAGUUUAGCACGGAGCCGGAGGUCACGGGCUAGACUUAUUUUACUCCAAUAUCACACAUAGAUGCAGAUGUGCUGAGACUUCAAGGUACAAAUAGGUUCAUUUGUGGGGAGGUUUCCAUCCAGCCUGUACACUAACUGGAGAGAGUAGCAAGGUGGGAGAAUGCUGUAAGAGCUGGUACUUUUUGCUCUGGCAAAUGCACUUUAAAAUAUACCUUCCCUUUUUGAGGCUGGACACACUCACAAAGGGCUACAUGGGGAAAUUAAAGGGCAUAUGGCCAGAUUUCCCAGCUAGCUGGUCACUUGAAUUUUGUGAGAUAGAGUUUAUUUUUUAAACUUCUCUGCUGUCACUGGGAAAGGAACUGCUUUUCUAAUAAGAAAACAGGAAGGUGCUACCUUGUAUUUUGGGCAGGACUUUCCUGUUUUCCGUGGCACAUUUAAUACAAUUCAUGGGGGGAGCUGGCAGAUCCCAAAUCCCCUUUGAGGUCCCAUUCAUUCCUGUUACUUUAAGCUGUUACCAAUGUCUGUCUGUCUGGGCAUUUUUCUGAGGGGAAGUGGCUAUAUUUUAGAACAUGUGGGGUGGGAGGUUCUGCCUCAUCUCAUGGGCCCCUUUCCAGCAAUAACCCUAUGCAGCACUUGGAGGAAGUGUUUAAGUCCUCUUUUGGUUUGUUGGAAAGUGUUACUAUUGCCUGAGCUAUGGAUGUGGAUAUUGGGACUAAGUGAGGGAGGCUGAGGGCUAACGUGUGGACUCUAGCAAGCAACUGGUUGUUGCUUGGUAGUGGGCAUGCUGGUACAAACAGGGAUGUAGGAAUGGUUGGAGUUGAAUGACUUCUUCCUCCUCUCACCCCAACCUCUUGCCCACCUCUCUUGUGUCUGCAUAGAUCAGCGGGAUUUGCCAAAUCCCUAGCUCUGGGAACAAAGCUUAGCAUGUGACAUCAUGCAUGGAAAACAGUUUUGUGGAUUUUGAUUGGACCUGGAGACCUGUCAGUCAUUGCCCCAUGUGACUUCUAGUCUGGAGGUUGCAGCAUUAUUCCCACAGGCUCCAUAACAGCCAUUAGCAAGGUUAACAGAGCUGUGGGAGAAAUGGCAACAGGUCUAACAGGUCACUGCAGCUCUUAAUUUGUACUGGCAGCAUAGGAAAUCCUAGGUGGACAGUGUGCUUAUGGUGGUGAAAGUACAUCUAUAGGUCACCUAAAGCCCAUCUUUUUACCUGCUUCCAUUUUCCACUCAGAUCAUGGCUAGAGUUGGCCAUCACCCAUCUAUUCCUGGACAGCAACAAUCGUUAGUGUAGUAGGUUGGGUGGUAUGCUUUGCCUUUGUUUCUUGUGCAAACUGAAAGCCCCUGCUUGCUUGCCCUUGAUCUAGUGGUUGAUUCAGAGGGGCGGGGGGAGAUGCAUGUCAGUGGGUACAAGUCCUACAUCAAGAAAGGGGGUAGGGGGGAAAUAGUUUGGGGGGAGCAGGCCAUUGCAUGAAGUGUUGCUGGAUGAAAGAUCAGGGGUUGCUGAUCAACCAGUCUCUUGGCUUCAGACUCUCACUUUGCUUUUAUCCAUGCACUGUGAGUUCAUUCCAGGAGGUUUGAGGGAAUAAUUGUUUUCUGCACCUCAGAUUAUUAGGAUGAAGAAGGGGCAACUGAAGAAAUGCCCUGCCCCUCCUUUCCUUCUUCCCCCAAGCUCAACUGGGUGGUGUGUAUCUGAUAUGGGGUGCUCUGACAUGCAGGCGAUCAGUUUUCUGUACCCUCAGAAGCUAGUUUGAGGGGACUGGGUUAUUUCUAAUUUCAGUCACACUCUGCGGUAGAACCCCAGUAAUCCCUGUGUGGAGAGGGACUGCUGAAGAAAAGUUCUUAUAAUCAAGGUUUGGGAUGAACAUGGGGCUUACUGUGAUGUAAGAGAUGAAGGUGCUUUGGCUGUGAUGAUGAGGUAGGGCUACCCAGGGAUGCAGCACAGUAACAAAACUAAACUUCCUUCCUCACCAAAUUGGUGCUCUCUGCUCACAACAGGUAUAGCUCUGGCUGGCUAGAGUAGAUUUCCAGUGCUCCUAAAGCAGCGGUUUUCUAGAGGAUCAUGUGCUGACUGCAAUAGACUUUUGUUUUUAUUUCUCAUGCUUCUUUUGUGUACUAAUGGUGAUUUUUUUUUUGUUUUGUUUCCUAGAGCUAUAGUUGUCUCAAGGUUUUGGUGGUGAUGCUGUAAACACUCAAAUAAGAUAUUUUAGUUCAUAUGUUAAUUGAGUGUUGCUUUAGAAAUGAGUAGGCAAUACAGUGGAUAGUGACAAAGGUAGACCAGAUCUAAUGGUCAAAGCACAGGAGUGGGAGUUAGGGACUCCUGAGCUCAAAUCCCAGGUCUUCACUAACUGCUCGUGUGGUUUGGGGUGAGUCGUUUAACCUCUCUGCCUUGGUUUCAUUAUCUACUCUGCAGAGGAGAGGGGAAUAAUGCUUUACCUGCCUCACAGACCUGUUGUGAAAUUUCUUGUCUCUAGAGUGCCUCACAGGUAGAAAUGAUGCUUUAAAUAUUAAUGAAGAGGAAGACGGCAAAAAAGUGAACCUGAUUUGGGUUCUUUAUACUUUCACCUUUUAAAAAGAGAGGCUGACAAAUGCAGAAAGUUAAUUUGAUAUAAGACUUCCCCCAGCCCUUGUGACAGAGGAUUGCUGCUUUGGUUAAGGUACCACAUACCCCUGCAGCUAGUACACUCUUUCAUGCUAUUAGUCAAUAGCUUCUUGAAAAACAGUUGCUUCAGUCUAGUGCUGUUUUUGUUCAAGGGCUGAUGAGUACUUCUGAGCUGGUCCUGAAAAGAAUGUUGUGGAUAAGUGUCUGAAAUGCCAAUGGUAAGAUUGCUGACUUUACCUUUGUAGUGACGAUGCUUUCGCGUAGGCAAGUGGGGCAACUUAUGUAGCCUGAAGGAUACAUUAUUGGAGAAAUCUAUAUAUCCAGUAGCUCAUGGGGAGCUGUCAUGUAUUUGGACAGAAAGAAACCUAAGUGGAGGUAGCAAACUUAUGAUUUUAAUGGCUGGAAUUUCCAUAGAAGGUGGGGCAGGAAACCACAGAACUACUUUGUUUGACAAAAAAUAAAAAAACAAGGGCUUUUUUGCUUUAAAGCAUGAUUCCCAUACUGACAUCUGUUCUUUUUGUUUUUUCUCUUUGUGGUAUGUGUAAACCAUGCCACAGCAGAGUGAUUUCUAUUUUUAGAGCAGAAUCAUAAAGUGUUGGUAGAGGCCAGAUUCUGGCAUGGUGUAAGGCAGAGCUCUCGAGCUUGCAACCUGUAGGCUUCCCUACAGCUUGCAACCUGUGGCCCUCUCAGUGGGUCAAUUUGCAGUCCAUAAGCUUUGCUUCUUGCCCAUCGCUCCAGCAGCUGCUGCCACCAGAGUCUCUGGUCCUUCCCCUCUUCCCUCCAACUUCCACUUACUGCCCCUGCAAGUGAUGCCACGAUGCGGGGGGGGGGGCUUUGGGGCAUAGCAGGAGGGUUGCCUAUGUGGUACAACCUAGUGGGAAGGGGAGGGUGCUGGCAUCUGCCCUACAUGUCACCCUUGGCUAUUCUGAAUUGGACAGCUCUGGUGUAAGGCAGUGUAGUUCCACCCACAGCAAAGAAGCUCUGAAAAUUUAUGCCAGCUGAGGACCUGGUCACAGGCUAUUUGUAGCAUGAAUUAAAACUAGUAUAGUAACACUUACUGAGUAGUGUUUACGGAUGAAGUGUAAAGAUAUCCAGAGUAAAACAAUUAACUUUUCAAAGGGCCAUUUUGAAAUCCAAAGUGCAGGUUUUUUUUAAUUGGUUGUUAAAGCCUUAAUAGAUAAGUUUAAUAACGUCUUUCUUUUGGGGGAUUAAAAUAUUCACCAACAAGCCAAAUGUCACAUUCUGGUCACAGUGCAUCUGAACCCGGAACUGUGGUAUGGACAUCCCCUUAGAUAACCUAGAACCCUGAAUUGAAGCUGCUCAUAUAAGUUAAGGCUGGGGAUGAAGGACAGCAGAGAUGGCAGCUCAGAAUCAGAUGACAAAUGAGGAAGGGCCAGUCUUGCCAUGGAGAGUCAAAGAAAGUAGCAAAAAGUGCUGAGGAGACUCCUGUGUGAUGAAAAACCAUAUUUGGGGGGAGAGCGCCUACAAGUCUCCUAGAUCAGAACAUCUGUCUGUAGUUUAGAAUUAUUGGACAUUAAAUAUAGCUGCAUCCACUGUGGUAAUGAUCCCAAAGGGAAAAUCCUCUCUUGCCUUGUUUGGGCCUUUGCAUUUCUACCUAUUCAUGAAGCCUCUCUAACCAGGAAUGGAAUUUCCCAAGCACUUAAUAGGAAGUUAGACAACUGACUCCUCAUGCCUUGGAAUGGGUCUUACAUGGCACUUGGACAAAUCUCACCCUAUACCCUGUGCUGGCUUUCUGCAUAGUGAUAGGGGGGAAGUUCAACUGAAUAAGGAACAAAAGCUAUGCUUCAUAAUGUGACUAAGUAACAAGGAGGAGACAUGGCUACCGCAAGUGCUUCUCAUUUUAAUUCUGCAAUGAACACUAAGGCAGAGACACCAAGGUUUUUAAAUAUUGGUACAUACAUGGCAUUGGCCUGGCAAAAGCUGUUCCUCUUGCCUGCUGCUGCGGCAUCUUUUUCAUCAGUUACUGUGUGGGCUUCAUACUUGUCCACAGAGCACAGGACAAUAGAACGUCACUAGCUUAACAUGACUGAGGGUAAAACCCAACCAUGUAAUCAGGUUCAAACAGCUGGAUUUCUUUCAAGGCACUACAGAACCCUUCUGCACAGAUCUGACUGCAGGAUCAGUGCUGCCUUCUUAUUUCAGAUCCAGGGCUACUUAGUCUGUGAGGGUUUAUUUUAAGAACAAUUGAGCAGGUUGUAAACAAUAAUUUUUAUAUAAAAUAUGGUACUGGUCCUUGAAGAAGAGAUAACAGCUGGGUUGCAUUUUUAGCACACAUUCACUCUCUCAUAUGAUUUAUAUUGCUUUGAUUUAUGAUAUAUAUUUUAAGUGUGCGUGUGCAUAAUAAACCCUUUGGGUCAAUUUCAGUGAGCUACAUCAAUUUUUUAUGCACCAUUCUUGCAUUGUACAUAGAAUUGUAGUUGUGCUUUUUGUUUUUUUCCCAGUUGCCCUUUUGCCUCAUGUAUACAAAAGUCUUUCAUCUAGAGAACUUUCUAAGACAAAGUGUGAAUAUUUUUAUUACUCCUUUGUACAGUAUUCUAAGAGAAACUAAUAAAGGUCAGUAUUCAUGUAAA
This is a messenger RNA of Gavialis gangeticus (Gharial), 7119 nucleotides long. RefSeq names its product ORMDL sphingolipid biosynthesis regulator 3 (gene ORMDL3). The coding region runs from base 1274 to 1735 and encodes 153 amino acids. NCBI's taxonomy places the organism in Eukaryota, Metazoa, Chordata, Crocodylia, Gavialidae. The record is from RefSeq and is a predicted model, not a curated record. Gene Ontology annotation, biological process: ceramide metabolic process; intracellular sphingolipid homeostasis; negative regulation of ceramide biosynthetic process. Gene Ontology annotation, cellular component: endoplasmic reticulum membrane. The transcript is spliced from 5 exons.